GAAAUGGGAACAGGAGUAGGCUGUUUGCCCGGACCCUGCUCCACCAUUCAAUAAAACCACAGUUGAUCGGACAUUCCUAAUGUCCAUUUCCUGCCCUUUCCCUGUAACCCUCGAUUCCCCGACUGAUCAAGAAUUUAUCUCUCUCAGUCUCGAAUUCCAGAUGAGUGGAUUGUUUAAGUCAAGAUCCAGGCUGAUCCUGUUUUGACACCAUGGUUAGACACAGCAAACUACAGAAACAAGUCUUAAGCCUUUACAAACAAUUCCUCCGAGCUGCCCGGGAGAAACCAGGAUUUUUGCCUCUGGUUUGCAGUGAAUUUCGCAAAAACUGCCAAAUACCCAGGACUGACGUUAUGCACAUUGAGUAUCUAUUGCGAAGAGGGCAAAGGCAGUUAGAACUGCUCAGGAAUUCAAACACCAAGCAACUAGCAGCUUUCAGUAGAUUCAAUCAACAGAAGUUUGGGUCACAAAAGUUGAAAGACUUGCCGUGAUAGCAACAAGAGCUGGCCUUAAAAAUCAACAGUUGGAUUUUUGAAAUGUGUUUCCAUAAUAGUGCAAGAUUGUAAAUUAAAUGAGUUAAGCCACAGGAUGUAAAUACAAUGCAAUGAACUAGAUUGGAAUGGUCACACUAAUAAAUUAAUAAAAAUUUCAUGUGUGAGAA
Molecule: messenger RNA, 658 nt
Organism: Rhincodon typus (whale shark)
Lineage: Eukaryota; Metazoa; Chordata; Chondrichthyes; Orectolobiformes; Rhincodontidae
Gene: sdhaf1
Product: succinate dehydrogenase complex assembly factor 1
Exons: 2
Coding region: 210-488 (92 amino acids)
Biological process (GO): mitochondrial respiratory chain complex II assembly
Cellular component (GO): mitochondrion
Source: RefSeq, a predicted model, not a curated record